GAUUUAGAUCUCUUAUCUCGCCUCUUCAUUACAUAUUUACUGCUCGCUGUUUUUUCCCGCCCCUUGCUUCCUGGUACGGCUUCUAACGUAGAAUCACCUGAACGAAUUAAAGCAUAACCACGCUAUUUGCUAGUUUUAUUUCCCGGCAAUUCAAGGGCUCUCGACUUCGAAUCUCUCGGUACCCAAUUAUUGAUCAGCUCUGUCGAUUGUUAGGCUUUUGGAUUUAGUGGGCGCUGCGCAUGGUUAAAUUUCGGGGAUUACAGUCAUAGGGUGUGAUUUCCCUGCGAUAAUUGUGAAGGUCCACUGCAUGUGUGAGUCUUAAGGGGUCCUCUGCUCUGCUGUGGAGGAUCCCGUGCGAAAAGGCUUUCUAUGAAGUAUUCUAUUUGUGGAGAUUACCGGCUAUUCUCGGGUAUACAAGUUGGAAAGUUGCUCUAAGUUGUGGGUGUUUUUUGCGUAUCAAAUCCCGGUGAAAUGUUUGCUUCAGUAGCGGAUACAGGACAUGAAAGCAGUGGAGUGUCAGGAUCCAUUAUGAUUCCAAAGCGGUUCGUCUGGCCUUACGGGGGAAGAAAGGUGUUUCUUAGUGGCUCUUUCACAAGGUGGUCUGAACAUAUACCUAUGUCUCCUAUGGAGGGAUGUCCUACUGCAUUUCAAGUUAUUUGCAGCUUAAUGCCGGGAUAUCAUCAGUACAAAUUUAAUGUAGAUGGUGAGUGGCAGCAUGAUGAGCAGCAACCAUUUGUAACUGGGAGCUAUGGAGUAGUGAAUACUAUUUUCUUGACAAGAGAACCGGAUGCUUUGCCUUCCAUCUUUAUUCCUGAGAUGCCUGGCAGAUCCCACAUGGAGGUUGAUAAUGAUGUCUUUCGGCUUGUGGAAGCUAAUUUAAGGGUGUCAGAGUCUGAUCUGGAGGUCUCUUGCCACCGUAUAGCAGUAUUCUUGUCUACAUAUACUGCUUAUGAGUUGCUUCCUGACUCAGGCAAGGUCGUUGCCUUUGAUAUCAACCUACCAGUUAAGCAGGCGUUCCAUGUCCUUUAUGAACAGGGCAUACCUAUGGCUCCUUUAUGGGAUUUUAGCAAGAGCCAGUUUGUUGGAGUGCUUAGUGCUAUGGACUUCAUUCUAAUAUUGAAAGAGCUGGGUAAUCAUGGGUCAAAUUUGACUGAAGAGCAACUUGAGACUCAUACUAUAGCAGCAUGGAAAGAGGUGAAGGUACAACAAAGCAGAACACUGGACAGUGGGAGAUCAUAUCCUCAGCACUUUGUUCAUGCUGGCCCUCAUGAGUGCCUGAAAGAUGUGGCUUUGAAAAUUUUGCAAAACAAUGUGGCAUCAGUUCCUAUUAUUCAGUCCGGAUCACAGGAUGGUUCAUUUCCUCAGCUGCUACAUCUUGCUUCGUUGUCAGAAAUCCUAAAAUGUAUUUGCAGGCACUUUAAGCAUUCCUCCAGUUCCUUGCCCAUUUUUCAUCUGCCAAUCGGUUCAUUACCUAUGGGUACAUGGGUGCCAAAAGUUGGGGAAUCAAAUACACAGCCACUUGCAAUGCUUAGGUCAAAUGCAUCUCUUGGUGCUGCCCUGUCUCUGUUAAUUCAAGCUGAAGUUAGUUCAAUACCCAUUGUGGAUGGUAAUGACUCGUUGCUUGACAUAUAUUCAAGAAGUGAUAUUACUGCACUGGCUAAAGAUAAAGCUUAUGCAUGGAUAUCGCUUGAUGAAAUUAGCAUCCAUCAGGCACUGCUCUUGGGACAAGAUGGAAAUUCACCUUAUGGCUUUUACAAUGGUCAGAGAUGUCAUAUGUGUUUGAGAUCUGAUUCAUUGUAUAAAGUGAUGGAGCGGUUAGCUAAUCCUGGGGUUAGAAGACUUGUGGUUGUGGAGCCAGGCAGCAAGCGCGUGGAGGGGAUUAUUUCGUUGAGGGAUGUGUUCAGAUUCUUGUUAGGAUAGUUUGGUGGAUAUAUGGACUGCCAUAUACAGAGAAGGAAAGUCUGCUGUGUGGCAAUGGAAAGGACUUACUUGUUUUGUAAGUUGUCUCCGAGCUUUGCCCUGGCCUUCCUGAUCUGCUUAUUUUUCAGUGUUUGGUUGGAUGGGCAUCUCGGCCGAGGCCCACUCUAGUUUUUAGGAUAGAGUUUGAAGUGAAAAAGUUCCUAAAUCAGGCUUCGUUUUUCUCCUUUAAACACAUCAUAACCAAAACAUUAUCUCCUCUGUGCCGGCACAUCUGCAAUGCCUGUGUCCUGUGCUAACAAGUUCGAGGAGAAAAAGGAAAAGGAAUUAAAAAUAAAGGGAAGUAGUGGAUGAAAAAUUAAGCUGUCUGUGCUACCUUGUCAUUCGUUCGUUGUAGAAUGUUCAUGAUGGCCGGUUUGUAUUGCUUUUAUGUUGCAUCUCUCAACGCAUGACUUGCAAACGUGCAAGUUGACUGCAACGAAAUAAUAUUUCAUUUUUCUUGUGAAUUAAAUCGACGAUUAUAUGUGGUCAAGCAAAAA
Messenger RNA from Neltuma alba, 2456 nucleotides. RefSeq names its product sucrose nonfermenting 4-like protein. The record is from RefSeq and is a predicted model, not a curated record. The coding region runs from base 472 to 1920 and encodes 482 amino acids. NCBI's taxonomy places the organism in Eukaryota, Viridiplantae, Streptophyta, Magnoliopsida, Fabales, Fabaceae. The transcript is spliced from 15 exons.